AUGAGGAUAGAACAUUGCCCUGUUUCCGCUAGCCAACGUCGGCCACUCAUAAGUUCGGACAAGGGCACGUGGCCAUUGGCCGGAAUGCCCUCGGUCAUGAAGUGCUACCAGGACUACCUCGACCAAUUACACAUGUCCAUACUCGGCUAUGCCACCACGGAUCUCGUGAUCAUUCUGGUCCUGCAAUGGAUGAAUCUGCACCCUCGUACCUCCUAG
Messenger RNA from Sodiomyces alkalinus F11, 216 nucleotides. RefSeq lists its product as hypothetical. Lineage: Eukaryota; Fungi; Ascomycota; Sordariomycetes; Glomerellales; Plectosphaerellaceae. The transcript has 2 exons. Bases 1 to 216 code for a protein of 71 amino acids. The record is from RefSeq and is a predicted model, not a curated record.